AUGCUUCUCCUCCACCAGGCCGGCAGCGUCAAGAUCGGCGAGGUGGUGCGCUACACGGUCACAUACACCCCCUCGGCUGACCGCAUACUCCCCUCGCCCGAGUUCCUGUUCUUGCGCAUCCGGAACACGUCGGCUAUCGCACUGCGCGCCGCUUUCGUCCACGGUCCCUACACUCUAUCCGUUGCUGCCUACCCCUCCCACUUCAAUCCGAACCAAAAGUUUGAGCAUCCGCGUCGGUAUGGCGUCCCUGAGUUUGAGCCUAUGCUCAAGGCCGGCGCUGUUUGGAACUGCCAUCUCGUCGUGCCCGAUAACAUCCGCCAGACAGCCGGUGAGGGUAUGAGCGACAGCGGCCGCCAUAGCCACUUUGCCGACGGUCCCAACCAUGGCGGCGAGAGCGCAUCCUGGAUCAUAGAGAUUACCUCGCAGGUCAUAUUUUCCACAUCGGCCGCCGUGCACUACGAGAUCUUGCUGGCUCGUGACGAGAAGUCUCUCAACCUCGGCUCCGUCGUUCCCGUCAUCCGCGGCCAGGCCCAGGUUCCCCAGCCAGGCCGUGUCAGCGAUUUCCAGCAGAGCAUCGGCAGCAAGCACCACCAAGUGCAGCUCAAGGGCGUCUACUCAAAGGCCAUCCGAUUAAAGGUCGAGGAUACCGCCACCCUGUGGAACACUCCCCAGCUACCGGGUUGGGAAUAUGGUGCCGGGGAGUGUGUCAAACAUAAUGGCGCCGAUGCCCCGGUCGAGCCCGUUGUGCCCACCGCGAAUCCCCAGGAACAAAGGCCACCAAAGCGCCAGAAAAAGGUGCACUUGGUCUUGCUAACGCAUGGGCUACACAGCAACCUGGGCGGCGAUAUGCUGUUUCUCAAGGAGAGCAUUGAUACGGGGGUGAGGCAGGCCAAGGUUGAUGCGAAAGUGCGCAAAGCUAGGGAGCGUGCCACACGGGCGGAGGCAGAGUCAGGGGCCGACGCGACAGGGCGCGAGGGCCAUGCUGCAGAAGAGAAUGGCAGCGAUGACGAUGGCGAGGAGGAAGAGGUUGUUGUACGCGGCUUCUCGGGCAACGCGACAAAAACAGAGAAGGGCAUCAAGUACCUGGGAAAGCGACUAGCCAGAUACGUUCUGUCCAUGACGUACCCGGACCAGCCGUUCCAGCCUACGGCAGCCACGUCUUCCGAGUCGAGCACGCUCUCGUUCAGAUCAAGCUCGCUCAAACAAGACGACUUGAAUAAAAAGGCGGCCAAGCACGGCGCAACAACCCCACGCACAAUUCCCCCUGCACCACCCCCCGAGCCCCAGAGGCUGUACAAGUUCACCAAGAUCAGCUUCAUCGCCCACUCUCUUGGCGGCCUGGUGCAAAUGUACGCCAUUGCAUACAUCCAGAAGCACUCGCCGCAGUUCUUUGAUCUCAUAGAGCCCAUAAACUUUAUCACUCUAGCGUCUCCAUUUCUUGGUCUCAACCACGAAAACCCACUUUACGUCAAGUUCGCUCUGGACUUCGGCCUCGUCGGAAGAACUGGCCAGGACCUUGGACUGACCUGGAGGGCCCCUACCAUUGCACGGAGCGGGUGGGGAGCCAUCGUGGGAAAUCUCGGAGAGAAUGCGCAUCGGCGCGUCUACGGAGAGCCCCAGCCAGAGUCUAAGCCGCUCCUGCGAAUUCUGCCCACAGGGCCGGCCCACAAGGCGCUCCAAAAGUUCCGCAACAGGACCGUCUACUCAAACGUGGUCAACGACGGCAUUGUACCUCUACGCACAAGCUGUCUUCUCUUUCUGGAUUGGCAGGGUCUGGGGCGGGUGGAAAAGGCUCGUCGAGAGGGUGGCCUCGUGGAAGCUGUUGUUGGGUUUGGGUGGGCCGAGCUGACGGGAGCAAACGUUACCUCUCCUAGACUGGCCCCCUGGUCCCCCAUUGAAAUCAAAGUUGAGGAUGAUGAGAGCACCACGUCUGCAGGGGACACCACCGCCAAGUCGAUCCGCACUGGUUCUGCUGACGAACACGAGGUUCCGCAGCCACCCACAAACGCCACGCUUGAGGACGACGCCCAGAGUCUGAGGUCGGCAAGUUCACCGCCUGACUUGCAUCACCUUCAGUUCUCAUCAAACACAAACAAUUCAAACCCCUUUACCGGCUUCUUCAAUUUCUUCCGCAGCAAUGAUCCUCCCAAGGCGCCGCCACCCCCGUCCCAGAAACAAACCAGGAUUUACCAACGAAGUCAGACCCUAAAGAUGGACAGUGCGUCUGGCUCAAACUCAGCCGCAUCAUCAAAUUCAAAGGUCACUACGGGCCAAGAACUCACAGACGAUCUCGAGGGAAUGUCGGCCCCGCCUCGUACAACUUUCUUCGAGUCUGCCGGCGACUUGCUCAACCCGAAGCUGCCCUCGGUAGAAUACCUCAUCGACCCGUCCAAGCGUCCUCGCACCAUCUUCCACGACCGGAUAUACCACCCCUCAGACAUUCCGCCCCCGCCACUAAAGAAGCGGCCUUCGUCCACCUUCCGCCGAAGGUCGUACACGAGAACCCCCUCCUUUUCCACGCCAUCACCGCGGUCGGCCAUGGCCACGGCAGUCAACGGCAGCGACCCCGUUCCCAUUCCCGCUCCCUUCGCGUCUCUAGGAACUCCACAGCUACCGCACCUACAAGAGGACCCCUCGGCAUCGUCCGGCGAAUACGCAGACACUGUACACACCAACUUGGAGCAGGACCCGCUUGACAUGGUCGACAGCUCCCAGAUGAAGGUCGAGGAAAAGAUUGCCCGUGCCUACCACCGCGACCUAUCGUGGCGUAAGGUGCUCGUCAAGCUCGAGCCCGACGCCCACAACAAUCUGAUUGUUCGUCGCAUGUUCGCCAACGCCUUUGGAUGGCCCGUCGUGAACCACCUCGUCGAGGCACACUUUAGUGACUCGGCCGCUGCGCGCACCCGUGACGACGAAGAGCCCAACACGGAGCGCGCCAAAAACCCCGCCGAGCCGCCUGACGAGCGCGGUGUCGAGACCACGAAGACAACACAUCAACGGAGUCCCUCCGGGAAUGAUAGCACACAAGAACUUAAAGACCCCAAAACUCCCAGUACGAGCGAAAGGCAACACGUCGACGCAGCAGAGUCGUCCGAAGCGCUCGACUUCGUCUCGGACCUCCCGCCUUCUUCUUCUUCACCAUCGGCGGCAAGAAAGAGCACCUCUAGCAGCACCGCCAUGCCCACUCGCCCGCGCUUCGACCGCAUCGACUCGGUGACGUGGAGCGAGCGCGACUGGGCCGACAGCGGCGAUGAGAGCGACGAUUCGACUAACGUCAACAACAGCAGCAGUAGCCGCAGGCGCGAUAUCCACAAUAAUACUAAUAAUAGCGACAGCAACAACAAUAAUAACAGGGCCGAUAGUAUACAGACGCCAGGGGCCAAGGCCAAGGGGGCGGCGACGGAACGGCAACGCAGCGCCAGCCCCCUCAGCUUUGGGAACUGGGCCGAGAAGAUUGUGGGCAAAGUAGCCACCCAACGGCCGCGGUCUGCGAGGUCCUCGGGUCCUGGUGGAACGGAUGCCGAGGCACCUUCUGAUGGCUCCGGUGCAAACAACAGUUCCCUAGCUGCCAAUAAACCUCAAGGAACGCUAGACUGA
Lasiosphaeria miniovina is the source of this 3597-nucleotide messenger RNA. RefSeq names its product putative serine esterase-domain-containing protein. The transcript has 2 exons. Bases 1 to 3597 code for a protein of 1198 amino acids. Gene Ontology annotation, molecular function: monoacylglycerol lipase activity. NCBI's taxonomy places the organism in Eukaryota, Fungi, Ascomycota, Sordariomycetes, Sordariales, Lasiosphaeriaceae. The record is from RefSeq and is a predicted model, not a curated record.